GCCGCCGGCCCCCCGCGCCGGCACGGGCAGCGCCGGGCAGCCCGCCCCGGGCCGUGCGCUAGGCGGCGGCGCAGCGCCCGCGGCCCGGCGGCCCCCCAUGGAUAAGGCAGGCUCGCUGCACAGCUCCGUGCCCGCGCCGCCGCCGCGGCUCUACCUGCCGCGCAACUUCAGCUGCAGCGCCUGCCUCUAUGGCAGCCUGGCCGAGCAGUGCAGGGGCGGCUGCAGCCCCGACGGCGAGGCGGCGCCCGCGGCGCGCGAGGCGGCGGGCGAGAAGCCGGCGGCGGGCGAGAAGCCGCCCCGCGGCCGCGAGCCCUCGCUGCCCGCCGUGCCCCCCAGCCCCACGCAGCGCCGCCGCGCCAAGUCGCUGCCCACGCCCGGCGACCGCAGCCUGCGCCCGGCGCUGCAGCAGAGCCCGUCGCGCCGCAAGACCGUGCGCUUCGCCGACUCCCUCGGCUUGGAGCUCACCUCGGUGCGGCACUUCUGCGAGGCCGACCUGCCGCGGGUGCCGCCGCCGCGCCCCGCCGACCUCCUCAAGACCAGGAAGCCGCCGGCGCUGGGCGACCUGGAGCCGGUGCUCUUCGGGCCGCCGCCGCCGGCGCUGGAGCCGCUCUUCCCGCCGCAGCCCGGCGCCAGCCCCGGCUUCGCGGAGCGGGUGCGGCAGCACAAGGUGAGGCUGGAGUGGGUGCGCGCCGAGCCGGCGGGGCUGCGCGGCGCCGUGCGCGUCCUCAACCUGGCCUACGAGAAGGCCGUGUCGGUGCGCUACACGCUGAACCGCUGGGCCAGCUGCGCCGAGGUGCCGGCCGCCUACCAGCCCGCGGGGCCGGCCGACGGCCUCACCGACCGCUUCGCCUUCCACCUGCCGCUGGGCGCCGCCGCCGCCGCCGCCGAGGCCUCGCUGGAGUUCGCCGUGCGCUACCGCGUCGCCGGCGCCGAGUACUGGGACAACAACGAGGGGGCGAACUACCGGCUGCGGGGCCGGCCCCGCGCCGCCGCCGCCUGCCUCCCGGGGGACCCCGACAGCACCGCCUGGAUCCACUUCAUCUGACCGCGCGGCCCGGCCGCCUGCGCCCCCCUCACC
Dromaius novaehollandiae (emu) is the source of this 1078-nucleotide messenger RNA. It is a transcript of the gene PPP1R3E, whose product is annotated as protein phosphatase 1 regulatory subunit 3E. The record is from RefSeq and is a predicted model, not a curated record. Gene Ontology annotation, cellular component: protein phosphatase type 1 complex. Gene Ontology annotation, biological process: regulation of glycogen biosynthetic process. Gene Ontology annotation, molecular function: glycogen binding; protein phosphatase 1 binding. Bases 98 to 1045 code for a protein of 315 amino acids. The transcript has a single exon. Lineage: Eukaryota; Metazoa; Chordata; Aves; Casuariiformes; Dromaiidae.